Eriocheir sinensis (Chinese mitten crab) is the source of this 2634-nucleotide messenger RNA. RefSeq lists its product as uncharacterized. Bases 1015 to 2319 code for a protein of 434 amino acids. The transcript has 3 exons. The record is from RefSeq and is a predicted model, not a curated record. NCBI's taxonomy places the organism in Eukaryota, Metazoa, Arthropoda, Malacostraca, Decapoda, Varunidae.
GCAUCCCAGCUCGCCGCCGCCGCUCCCCGCAUCACGUUCACGGCGGGAAGAACACAUUGGCUCCACUCCCGACUCACUGAUGACACGACCCGAUCACCCAGACUCAAGGAAGGACACUCAAUACAAUGACGCCUGACUCCGGAAAACCUCCCGUCUCGAUUUUAGUACUAUUUUAACGUGUCUGUUCUCUUUCUCUAGUAUCGUUGACUAUAGGAUGUGGUCAUUUUUGUCUUUUAUGUCAUUAGCUAUUAUAAAACUGCAUCAGGUAACGAAUAGAAGGAAAAGAGAGAGAGAUAUAAGAAUAAUAGGUUACAGUACGGAGUCGAAGAUUAGGCUUUUCGUAGCACAGCAACUCGUACAAUAAGACAUGGUCGUUGUCUCAGUAAAUAUUAGGUUCUUUAAUACGACUGCUAUAAAACUGACUGACGGGACUGAAGGGGAAACAACACCAUUCUUCUGUAGUCAAUAUUUAAGUGGGAGGUGGAUAUUAGGAUUCCAUGAGCAGAUUAGCAACAACGCAACAAGCAAACCUCCCACAACUAGGCACGUUUGAUCAUGUUAUCUUGCCUCUGCUUCCCCUUACAGAUGGUCCCUGUCUUAUUUAGUUCGCAAAAGAUACCCAACUUAAUUUGUCAUUGAUAACUUUGUAAGCCUUCAUCGGUACAAAAUAAAAGGAAAAUACGUAGCUCGGAGUUGGAUAUUAGUUUGUUUGUUUGUUUUCAGAGCAUCUCGGUAUUAGGGUUGGCUGCUUUUACUGCAAUCAUUAUAUAGUAUUCGGUUAUACUAAAAAAAUUACUAGUACAGUCAAGAUAAUAGGGUAAUGCUCAGACCAGAGAGGAACAAAUGGAAGAAAUAGCCCUGCGUUUAUAGCCUAGUAUUGCUGUUACCAAGGAAGGUCGUUUACCCUGGCUACCACUUCCUCGAUAGUGAUCUCCGCCUCCUCCUCCUUCUCCGCCUCCUCCUCCUUCUCCUCCUCCGCCUCCUUCUCCUCCGCCAUCCGCCACGACACAGCUGAUGGUGGAAGGAAACCCGAGAUUAAAGGAUAUUAGCUUGGAUUUGGAGAUGCUGCCGCGGCGAGAUGUGUGGGCUGUGCUGGUGGUGGUGAUGUUGGCGGCGGCGGAGGCGACCCCGACCUUCGGCGACUACAACAAGGGCUACAAGUUCUCGGGGCUGUCCGGGGGCAAGUUCGGGACAGGCGCCUCCUUCGAUUCCUUCUCCAGCUUCGGUCCUGCCAUCGCGCCCCCCAUCGCCCCAUCCUUACCCAGGGGUGAGCUGUGCGAGCCCGAGUUCAUCACCAAGACCGAGUACGCGACGGAGACGCAGAAGGUGGUGCAGCCCGUCACCUUCACCGAGUGGGAGACCAACAUCGUCACGAAGAUCAUCAGGCAGCCCGUCACCGACACGCAGUUCAUCACUACGACGAAGCUGCAGCGCCAACACGUCACCGACACACAGGUGGUCACGAAGGUGCAGUAUAACCGCCAGUACGUCACCAACACCGAGUACGUUACGGACGUCCAGCGCGUGACCACCACCGUGCCGGAGAUCAGGUACAGCACGCAGGCGGUGACGCAGUUCCUGACGAUCACCGCGCCGCCGCAGAUCAGACACGUGACCCAGGACGUGAUCAAAACCUCGUACGUCACCAAGACUCAGGAGGCGCAGGUCCGCUACGUUACCAACCACGUGACCGUGACUCAACCCCUGACUCGCAUCCAGACCAAGGACGUCACUCACUACGUCACCAGCACCCAACAGCAGAUCAAGUACGUGACCAAGGAACAGCUACGGACACAGUUCAUCACCACGACUCAGGUGCAGCAGCGGUUCGUGACUCAGCAGGUGACGGACACCCAGUACGUGACCACCACCAAGAACAACUACCAGACCACGUACAUCACAACGACGCAGGUUGAUAUCCGCUUUAAGACCACGCCGGUGACGCAGUACAUCACCAACACCCAAACGCAGCUGAGACACGUGACACAAAAAGUCGUCAGCACCCAGUACGUGACAAAGACCCAACCUGAAGUACGCUACGUCACCCAACAGAUUUCAACAUCCGUGACGGACAUCCGCUACGUCACCCAGGAGCCUGAAAUCCGUUACUCGACUGUGGAGCUGACCAGGUACUUGACUCCAUCGCACAUCGAGCAGCGUUGCGCCAACCCGCCGGCGGAAACUCACACCCAAUUCGUGACGGAGACCAACUACGUGACUCGCUCCGUGCCCGCGCCUGCUAACUGUGGCGGCGUCGAACUCAUCCACCCGAAGAAGUUCAAGGUUGUGACUACCACCAUCCCCAUAGAGGGCUGGUAAGGGACAGGAAGAGGCGGCGGGAGUGAAGGCUGAACAGGAAGAAGAGAAAGAACAUAAGAUCGAGGAGAGAAGGAAAAUGAAGAAAACAAACAGAAAGGAAAUCAAAUCACAACGAAAUAUGAAGAAGAGUGGAGAGUGGAAUGUAGACUGAGAAGAAAAGGAAAAGGGUGAAGGAAGAAAGGAAGGAAGGCUGCAUGUUGUGAAGGCAGGAGAGUGUUCAGUAGUGUGUUUAGUCCUCUCUCCUGUCCCCGUCCACUUGUCGGGUCAAAGAGUGUAUGUGCUUGUGAUGGGUGAUGAAAUAUACGACUUGACACA